AUGCAGUGUCUGGUGGAAAGUUUGGCAAGCAUGUAGAUAUGUACUUCAGAAUCCACCCCAAUCCGCCACAAGAAUCAGCACUAAGUGUAGCUUCUCAUGCAUACAAGACAGGCGUUCAGAUGCACAACCAGCGCCUUCAUUCCAAUCCCACCACAUCCUCCGUAACCCCCAAAGCCGCGCCACCCUCUCACUCCAUUGUCCCUCGCUCCAGACGGUCUCUUAAGUCCUCAGAGCCAAUAUCGACCGAACCAGCCCCUUCAGUCCCAUCACUCUCUACACAGCAAUUAGAUGUAAAGUUCUCCCCCACCGUAGAAAAAAAGCAUACCUAAUUCAUCCAUUUCCGAGUCAAUAUACGUAAUGGGUCUCUGUUCGAUAACAGCCCUAUCAUCAGCU
Molecule: messenger RNA, 393 nt
Organism: Aspergillus campestris IBT 28561
Lineage: Eukaryota; Fungi; Ascomycota; Eurotiomycetes; Eurotiales; Aspergillaceae
Exons: 1
Coding region: 39-329 (96 amino acids)
Source: RefSeq, a predicted model, not a curated record